Fusarium redolens is the source of this 500-nucleotide messenger RNA. RefSeq lists its product as uncharacterized. The record is from RefSeq and is a predicted model, not a curated record. Lineage: Eukaryota; Fungi; Ascomycota; Sordariomycetes; Hypocreales; Nectriaceae. The transcript is spliced from 3 exons. The coding region runs from base 4 to 480 and encodes 158 amino acids.
GCAAUGCAAAAUCAGCUAUCGAAGUUCGAAGGGGCGACAUCUAUUUUGACUCAUAUAAAGGGCUCAAAUAUCCAUGUCACAAAACGCUGGUACAAAGGGCAUUACUUUGCCAAGAGCACAGACAACCCAAAAGGAGGCUGGAAACUUGAAGGAUGCGAAGUGGAAGAAUAUCCUUUUGGUUCUGGUAAUCCCGACCGCUCAAAAGACGCAGAUGCCAUACUUCGGCUCAUUCCUGGAGGCCCGUGGUCUGAAAGGUUGGAGAAUCAGAUCGCUGGCAGCCACCUGAAACUUUGGGUCGAGUCAGUGGCGAAAAGGUAUAACGAUUUCCAGGAGAAAGACACAGGGACAAACCCAAAGAUCGAUACAACAGGCAUUGUCUAUUGUAUUGAUUUUGAUUCCCGCUUUACCAAGUACCUGCCGGAGGACUUGGUGGAUGAGAAUUUCUGUGCCGCUAGGGGAUCCUUGGUUCAAUGUACCUGACACCGGUCGCAAGAAGCCCG